Molecule: messenger RNA, 4116 nt
Organism: Pelobates fuscus (common spadefoot toad)
Lineage: Eukaryota; Metazoa; Chordata; Amphibia; Anura; Pelobatidae
Product: carnitine O-palmitoyltransferase 1, liver isoform-like
Exons: 19
Coding region: 265-2577 (770 amino acids)
Biological process (GO): carnitine metabolic process; fatty acid metabolic process
Cellular component (GO): mitochondrion
Molecular function (GO): carnitine O-palmitoyltransferase activity
Source: RefSeq, a predicted model, not a curated record
AGUGGGGUGUCAGAGACAGUAAGAAGGUAGUUAGGGAGGGAGACGUGGUGAAGGGCCAUUUUAACUUUACCAAAGAGUUUUGGGGUACCCUGGACCUCCAGCACUGUAAGGGCCACACACAGUAAGGUUAGGGGACCAUUAAAACUCACAACCUGGGAUAUGGCUUUAAGGUAACCUGGAUCAUAGGCAGACAAGGGACACUGGCAAUUAAGCAGCAAAAAGAAAUUUAUAAGUUUAUCUGAUUAAAACACAAAAACAACCAAAAUGGCAGAAGCCCACCAAGCUGUGGCAUUUCAGUUUACAGUUACUCCAGAUGGCAUUGAUCUUCGCCUGAGUCAUGAAGCACUUAAACAGAUCUACCUCUCAGGGCUGCGGUCCUGGAAAAAGAAGAUGGCUCGGCUUAAGAAUAGUUUUAUCACUGGAGUUUAUCCUGCUAGCCCUUCCAGCUGGCUUUUCGUGGUGAUUGCCAUUAUGGGGACCAUGUACGCACGUGUGGAUCCAUCCAUGGGAAUGAUUGGAAAGAUCAAGGAACAUCUACCAGUGAGUGGUUACCUAUCUCACCAGGGUCAAAGCAUCGUUAGUGCCCUGCUAUUCUCCACAGGCCUCUGGUUUGCUCUCAUCAUGACAAUGAGAUAUAUUCUGAAGCAGCUCCUGUCCUACCAUGGCUGGAUGUAUGAACAGCAUGGCAAGAUGUCUGCCACCACCAAGCUAUGGCUGACUCUGGUAAAGAUUUUCUCUGGUCGGAAGCCAAUGUUGUACAGUUAUCAAGCCUCCCUCCCCCGGCUUCCCGUUCCAUCCACUAAGGAUACAAUGCAGAGGUACCUGGAUUCUGUUAGACCUCUGAUGAAUGAUGAGGAGUUCAAACGCAUGACUGCCCUGGCUAAAGAUUUUGAAGUGAAACUAGCACCAAAGCUGCAGUGGUACCUGAAACUGAAAUCCUGGUGGGCCUCCAACUAUGUGAGCGAUUGGUGGGAAGAAUAUAUUUACUUGCGUGGUCGUGGACCCAUCAUGGUUAACAGCAACUAUUAUGCAAUGGACUUUUUGUAUGUCACACCCACCCCUAUUCAAGCAGCACGGGCAGGUAACACCGUCCAUGCUCUUCUCUUGUACCGACGCAAACUUAGUCGCGAGGAGCUAAAGCCGAGCAGGGUCCCAGGAUCCAUAAUCCCGCUGUGCUCGGGCCAGUGGGAGCGCUCCUUUAACACAACCCGCAUACCAGGAUUGGAGACAGAUACCAUACAUCACUACACGGACAGCAAGCACAUAGUGGUGUACCACAAGGGACGAUUUUUUAGGGUGUGGGUGUACCACGGUGGACGCAUGCUUAACCCCAAAGAACUGGAACUCCAGUUUGAACACAUCCUAAAUGACACAAACCCACCUCUGCCUGGAGAGGAAAAGCUGGCAGCCCUAACCGCUGGAGACAGGGCUACCUGGGCCAAGGCUCGUAGUGCGUAUUUUAGAAGUGGAAAGAACUUACAGGCACUGGAUCUAGUGGAGAAAGCGGCUUUCUUUGUUACUUUAGAUGAAGACGAGCAGGGACUUCGUACUGAGGAUCCCAUACAUUCACUGGAUGCCUACGCUAAAUCACUUCUCCAUGGAAAAUGCUACGACAGGUGGUUUGACAAAUCGUUUACAUUUGUGGUUUUCAAGAAUGGGAAGGUGGGACUGAACGCUGAACAUUCAUGGGCUGACGCACCUAUUGUCGGCCAUUUAUGGGAGUCCAUGCUGGCCACAGAUUGCUUUCAGCUCGGGUACGAUGAUAAUGGACACUGUAAAGGCCCAGCUGACUCCACUUUGCCUGUACCGCAGAGAAUGCAGUGGGAAAUCUCAGACGAGUGCCAGGAAGUAAUCCAGAGUUCCCUGAAUGUAGCUGAGGCGUUAGCAGCUGAUGUGGAUUUUCAUGCGUUCCCCUUUAAUGAUUUUGGCAAAGGAUUAAUAAAGAAGUGCAAGACCAGUCCUGAUGCCUUCAUCCAAAUCGCUCUUCAGCUUGCGCACUAUAGGGACAAAGGAAAAUUCUGUUUAACAUACGAGGCUUCCAUGACCAGGCUUUUUCGGGAAGGAAGAACUGAGACCGUACGCUCAUGUACUGUGGAAUCGUCUAAUUUUGUGAAAUCUAUGGCUGACUCAUCUGCAACAAAUGCCGAAAGACUGAAACUUUUUAGACUUGCAGCGGAAAAACAUCAGUUGCUGUAUAGAAAUGCCAUGACAGGUGCAGGAAUUGAUCGGCAUCUUUUCUGCUUAUAUGUUGUGUCAAAGUAUCUUGGAUUGGAUUCGCCUUUCCUGAAAGAGGUCCUAUCUGAGCCAUGGCGCCUCUCCACCAGUCAGACUCCAAUUCAGCAAGUGGAGCUGUUUGACCUGGUAAAUCACCCAGAGUAUGUCUCAUGCGGAGGCGGCUUUGGACCUGUGGCUGAUGAUGGAUAUGGUGUCUCAUACAUUAUCGUUGGUGAAAAUCUGAUCAACUUUCACGUGUCCUGCAAAUUCUCAAGCCAUGAGACUGACGCACAUCGUUUUGGAAAGCACAUCCGUGAAUCUCUCCACGAUAUCUUGGCCUUGUUCAAUCUCCAGAAGGCCUAGAAUGCAUUGUUUUCAAUCUCUGUACAUGCCAACAUGUGUGCUGACCUAAGAAGCCACGAGGAAAUCAAACCAAUCAAAGCCAUCUACAGGGACCAUUCUGUUACUUACUAUCCAUGAAGUUAUUUAAUUACAUAUUGGUCUGUAUGAACACCUGUGAAUACUGCCUCACACGUGGAAUGAAACGUGUAUAUACAAUAAUAGCUGCAUAUGAUCUGUCUCUACAGAGAGCAUAGCUACUCAGUGCAGAUAGCAUGUCCUAUGUCUCCUGGGUCACUAGAGAUGCUUUAAAUGGCUCCCACUGACAUUUUGUAGUAAUAUUUAAUAUAUGGAAGAUCCUAUAAAGGUUUAACUGGCUCAUGAUAGACAGGUUUGUGUGCACAUUAAAUACGUGGCGAGGCAGCUCAACGUGAUCUGAUACACAAGUUUGGCAACCAGAGAACAUCCAUUUGUGAGCUGGUGCCUUAAAUGCUUAUGUGAUGUUUAUUUUUAUUUUUUAGUUUUACAUAUUUUUUUUUUAUGCAUCUAGUGAAGUGUUCAGCAAAGCAAUGCAAUUUUUUUAAAGCUUUUGAUACUUGCAAAGUUCCAGUGAGCUUUUUGCACAACCUGUGUCAGAUUUGCAGCAGAUAUCUUUUAUUUAUUUUUUUGUCUUUUUUUUUUUAAAGCACAUUGUUACAUUUAAGUAAUACUUUGUGCGUCUGCGGCAGCAGCUCUAUUUCAGUCGGUGUCAGAGAUAUUGUCAUUAUACAAGCAUUCUUGCCAAGAUUCUGAAUGAUAUAUUUCAAUAUAGUGCGGCCUGCAAAAACCUUAUUAACCUUUCGGUUGCCACAUGGAUAGGUAGUGCAUUGAUGCCACAAUUCCCUACCUGAGAGGAGGGACGGGUUAAGAGAAUAUUGUAUGAUAAGUGCCAUCUCUACAUAAUAUGUUCAUUUGCAGGUUUUUUUGUUUUACUGUAGCUGGAUAUUGAAGUUUCAGUAUUCUUUGAUCUUAACUUUUUACAGAUGUUACCAUAGCUUGCACCUGGUAUAGAUGUGGCUGGUUUCUUAUAUUUAAAAUAAAAAUGUAAAAAUAUAUAUUCUAAACACAAUAGGGCUGCACUUAGACAAUCACUAUAUUUAAUCACACCCACAGCAAAGUAUUGUAUUGUUUGUUUGUUUAAGUUCAGUGUUCCAGGGGCUUUGUUCCUUUGGUUUUCCUGAUCGACAAUGAAAUUAAUAGCUUUACAAUCAGAAAAAGACCAAAUGAGCAAAUAUGUCCACAAUAUUACACCCCAAACAGGAACGAGAGUGUACCACAGAUUGAAUUUUUGGAUGUGAACGCUGACCACCUUUCCCUUUAGAGUCCAACUACACAGUAACUAACAAAGAGACCACCUCCUUAUACUAUUCCAGUGAUUCAAAAAAAGGCUGCACGUCCACACCCAUCAAACUCUAUAACCUUUGCAGUAGCGGUAUCCAUUCCAAAAAAUACUUUAUACUAAUUACAGGGACAGAAAAAAAGGAUUGUUUCUCAGCUUGUGCAUCUUUUUUUUUUUUUUUUUUU